Molecule: messenger RNA, 858 nt
Organism: Melanaphis sacchari
Lineage: Eukaryota; Metazoa; Arthropoda; Insecta; Hemiptera; Aphididae
Product: 15-hydroxyprostaglandin dehydrogenase [NAD(+)]-like
Exons: 6
Coding region: 1-858 (285 amino acids)
Cellular component (GO): cytoplasm
Molecular function (GO): oxidoreductase activity, acting on the CH-OH group of donors, NAD or NADP as acceptor
Source: RefSeq, a predicted model, not a curated record
AUGGAUCUGGUAGGGAAAGUGGCCGUCAUCACCGGUGGUACCAGAGGUAUUGGGCUAGCUGUGGCCAAGGAUCUGAUCCAAAACGGGGCGUCGCGAGUAAUAAUCAGUGGUAGAGACGUCCAGGAAGGCGGGAAAGCGCUUAAAGUCCUAAAAGACUUGUGUGACAAAGACACGAAAGCCAUAUACGUACCUAUGGACGUCACCUCUGAAGAAGAGUUGAAAGAAUUAUUCAACUACACUGCCACAAAUAUGGGUGGUUUAGACAUUUUAGUGAACAGUGCGGCCAUUCUAAACGAAUCGUCCAUGUGGAGACGAAUGGUUGACACGAACGUGAGAGCCUUAAUAACUAGCACGGAGUUAGGAAUAGAUCUAAUGAAAAAGUUUAAAAGGCCUGGAAGAGGAGUGAUCGUGAACCUAUCUGCUAUGUACGCUAUCAAACCUCUGCCUCAGCUUCCGGUAUUCAGUGGUACUAAAGCCGCCGUUCGGGCCGCCUCAUUGGCAUAUAGUAAAAUGAAAGACAGUAAUUUGCGGAUUAUAACCGCUUGUAUGGGUCCUACGAAUACAUCGAUGCUGUUGAAUUUAUCACCUGAUGACAUAGGCGAAUGGACUAAAGGCGAACAAGAGGAUUUACUGGACAUGCUAAAAGCCAAACAAAAAAGUCAAAAGACUAGAGAAUCAAUGUCAGGAAUAAAUUUAAAUCUAGUGGUGAAGUCUGGUGUACCUAAUUGGGUGAAAAAUUCAAAUAUAUUGGCGAUUGUACAAUCAAUCCAACAUCUUUUAAGUGACAAUGCUCAUGACCGAAUAGCAUUAUUCUUAAAAAGAACUGGUUAUCGAGUAGAUGGAUAUAUAACAUUGUAA